UUUGGUGAGAAAUGUAAAUCGACUCAGCGACUUAAAGAUUAUUUUCCCCGAUUGGAGCAAUAAAUUAUUUAGAAAGUUGAAAAAAUCACAUAAAUUUCACUAAUUCGGAAUGAAAACGUCAAGCUUCUUGAAUUUUCUGUGCAAUUAAAUGAAUUAAAAAUAUUUAUAAUUCUAUAUAUACCAACAAUUUUCUAUAUAUAGCCCUGCGGACAACGUGCGUGGCUCAGAAUGUUUCCGAACAUGACGCUUUCAACAAUUUUCGUGCUCCCUCUGCUCACCCUAGCAACUAUCCUUGCAUCCACUUGCACAGCUGAAGAACGUGCUGAACGCGCACUCUUUCUCCAACGCACACGCAAUAAUUUUGCCAGCUUUCCCACCCCACAAUGCAUUUGUAUACCCGGCGCACGUGGUAGUCCUGGUGAACCGGGCACAGCUGGCGUGAAGGGACCGCGUGGUGAGGCAGGUUUAAAAGGUCCCAAAGGUCCACAAGGUGCCAUUGGUCCGCCUGGUCAACAAGGUGCUAAUGGUCGUGAUGGUGCAAUUGGUACACCGGGUUUACCGGGUCCUACCGGUCGGCGUGGAUUUCCCGGUGCGCGUGGACCACCCGGUCCAGUGGGUCCACCCGGCUUGCCUGGUCCGCAGGGACCGCAGGGUGCACCUGGUGUAGCGAUAAGUCCAACAACUACGCAAUCGUCCAGCUCCACAUCGACGUCGUCAACGAGACGGUAGUAAAGAAAAUGUUUAAUGCAAUCGAUAAGUUGUAACUGGCAAUAUUCCUUUAAAAUGUGAAAUAAAAAAAAUUAAAAAAU
This is a messenger RNA of Ceratitis capitata (Mediterranean fruit fly), 809 nucleotides long. Its product is annotated as collagen alpha-1(IX) chain-like. NCBI's taxonomy places the organism in Eukaryota, Metazoa, Arthropoda, Insecta, Diptera, Tephritidae. The transcript is spliced from 2 exons. The coding region runs from base 229 to 729 and encodes 166 amino acids. The record is from RefSeq and is a predicted model, not a curated record.